AGAUGUCCAAUAAUAAUGACAACGGUCACAGUGAAUCAUCCAAUGGGAAUGGUGUAAACUUUUCCGAUGAGACGGACUGCGGAUUGACCAUGAAAACAUCAUUAAAAUCAUUAUCCUCGCUGGACACAUGUAUACCAUCAUCGCCAACAAAAAGCUCAUCCUUGAAGCGAAAUACCAGUUAUGGAAAACUGAUGCCAGCCGAAACAAAGGAGACGCGAGUCAGGGUUAUAUACACAGGCGGUACGAUUGGCAUGGUCCGAAAUGAGCGAAAUGUUUUGGCUCCCAUGCCAAACGCUUUGGUAAAAAGGAUUCGAAAGUAUCCCAAUAUGCAUGAUGAGGAAUAUGCCCAGAAACGAUUUGGUCCAUCUGCGUCAAUGGCUCCGCUUGUCCUGCCCUAUGUUCAGGAUGAAAGUAAUCGUGUUCUUUACCAAAUAACAGAGUACAGUCCACUGUUGGAUUCAAGUAAUAUGACAAUGAAUGAUUGGGCGAGAAUUGCAAAGGAUAUCCAGCAAUCGUAUGAAUUCUUCGACGGCUUUGUGGUUUUGCAUGGCACUGACACACUGUCCUACUCCGCAUCGGCGCUAUCGUUCAUGUUGGAAAAUCUGGGAAAAACUGUGAUAAUUACUGGGUCUCAAAUACCCAUAUUUGAGACUCGAACAGACGGCAAGGAUAAUUUUACAUCAGCGCUUAUUAUAGCUGGAAAUUACGUGAUUCCCGAAGUUUGUGUUUUCUUCGGCAAUAAACUAAUGCGCGGAAAUCGCACCGUCAAAGUGAGUUCAAAUUCUCUGGAUGCCUUUGACUCUCCCAAUGUACCACCGCUCGCACGCAUUGGCAUCAAUGUGGACAUUGACUAUCGCCUUAUAUUUAGGCCCUGCAAAGUUUCGCGUUUCAACGUUCAUCUGCAAUUGGAUGAGAAUGUCGGUAUUCUGCGUAUAUUUCCCAGUAUCUCAACCUCAACUUUUCGGGCAUUUUUGGCACCACCCAUGAAGGGAGUUGUAUUGCAGUCUUUCGGUUCCGGAAAUGUACCAGCCAACCGCAAAGACCUAUUGGACGAGCUCAGGGACGCGUGUAAUCGUGGUGUUAUAAUUGUGAACUGUACACAGUGCCCAACAGGCUCAGUGGCCGAAAUCUAUCAAACGGGCAAAGUACUUUUCGACAUGGGCGUUAUUCCCGGUUUUGAUAUGACACCGGAAGCAGCAUUGACUAAAUUAUCGUAUGUUUUGGGAAAAACUGAAUGGUCACUAGAAGUCAAGAAACAAAUGAUGCAAUCCAAUCUUAGGGGUGAACUAACAUCUAACGCAGGCCCAAAAAUGGAAGAAUAUGAUUUGGUGGAUGCUGUGGCCAGAUCAUUGCACCUUUCCUCGCCUGAGGAACUAAGUCAACUUGGUGCGACACUCUUUCCUGCCAUGGUUAAUGCUGCUGUUGCAGCAGGUGACAUUCAAAAACUUAAUAAUCUCAAGGCUUAUGGUGCUGACUUGUCUGGUGUCAACCAGGAUAAUCGCACGGGCCUGCAUUUGGCUUGCCACAAAGGCAAUUUGGCUGUAGUAAAUCAUUUAUUGCUUAAUGGAGUUUCCGUACACAUAAGGGACAUUCACGAACGGACACCUCUCUUGGAGGCGGUAACCACAGAUAACCAUGAAAUUAUCAAUUUGCUCAUAACCUGUGGUGCCCAUUUGACUGGAUCCUCGAGAGCUGUUGGUGAGCAGUUGUGUGCGGCAGCAGCGAGAGGUUCACUUUUACGACUUCAGUCCUACCAGCUGGCUGGUGCGGACCUUUCACAACCCGAUCCCUCUGGACGAACGGCGCUUCAUGUCGCCGCCCAACAUGGUUAUGAGGAAAUUGUUAGAUAUCUCCUUGAUUAUACCGAUAAUCUAAAAGAAACCGAUAUGUUGGGGCUUACAGCGUUAGAUUAUGCCGAACGUGCCGAUCAGCAACAUAUUGUUGAUAUACUUAGCAGUCAAAUGAAUGGCGAUUAA
This is a messenger RNA of Musca vetustissima, 1976 nucleotides long. RefSeq names its product L-asparaginase. Bases 3 to 1976 code for a protein of 657 amino acids. Gene Ontology annotation, molecular function: protein binding; asparaginase activity. The record is from RefSeq and is a predicted model, not a curated record. The transcript has 6 exons. Gene Ontology annotation, biological process: amino acid metabolic process. Lineage: Eukaryota; Metazoa; Arthropoda; Insecta; Diptera; Muscidae.